Caenorhabditis bovis is the source of this 267-nucleotide messenger RNA. The record is from the annotation of a GenBank genome assembly. Lineage: Eukaryota; Metazoa; Nematoda; Chromadorea; Rhabditida; Rhabditidae.
AUGCAAUUCCAAAACACCUUGUCCGGUAUUCUUAAUGUUCUGCUCGUCAGUCUCCUUUUCAUCGCAGCGAUGACUCAUGCCGAAAAGUCGGACGAUCUUGAGGAAAUGACUAAUGAAGAGUAUGUUCCGCCGAUGCCUAUGGAAAAUUCCGCUUAUUGGUCAGGAAUGCCGGUUAGAGGAUUACGCUCUUCAUCGAAUGGGAAACCAACCUUCAUCCGAUUCGGCAAGCGUGCUUCUCCAUCAUUCAUCCGUUUCGGACGAAAGUGA